Molecule: messenger RNA, 1220 nt
Organism: Sphaeroforma arctica JP610
Lineage: Eukaryota; Ichthyosporea; Ichthyophonida
Exons: 8
Coding region: 5-1144 (379 amino acids)
Biological process (GO): cortical actin cytoskeleton organization; actin filament network formation
Cellular component (GO): cytoplasm; cytoskeleton
Molecular function (GO): actin filament binding
Source: RefSeq, a predicted model, not a curated record
CAAGAUGAGGCUGGAGUGCUGGGUCAACAUGAUUGAGCUGAGCGAUCGUGUGGAGAGUAUGGCUGAGCCGUUGCUAACGCUGUACAAUGCAAUCAAAGGACUGCGCGACAACGAUUCCUUCCACACCGUUCUGGGUGUCAUCUUGCGCUUUGGUAAUAUUCUGAACCACGGGUCGGCCGCCCGAGGAGAAGCAAAGGCAUUUGAUCUCCAAACGUUAAACAAACUGGUUGGACUAAGGGACCAGGCAGGACGUCAGAAUCUGCUGGACUAUAUUGUAUCUUCAAUGUACGCGGUGAACAAUGAAUUCGCCAACAUGAAGGUGGAGCUAGCCUCGACGGCUGCGAUUGCUAAGUAUGACUACAAAGGGCUGGAUAAAGACAUUCUCAACUUGGAUAAUACCACCAUGGAAACCGCGACAACAAUCAAGAAACUGGACAUCAAUAAUGACAAGACCAGGAGCUUCUUAGCUGAUGCCGAACGCAACGUGGAAGUACUCGAUAUAGUCGGGCAACGCUUGAAGCAUAAAUUCUCCAAAUUGCUGUUAUACUAUGGCUAUAGUCGAAAAGACGCACAGUCGGUCGAAAUUAAUGACUUCUUCGACAUGAUCACUACGUUCCUCAACACAUAUGACGAUGCAAUGCAAAGGGGGAUACUACUGGAGAUGAAAGAACAGCAGAAGGGGAAGAAGAAGCAAACUGUGGGUAAGCGACUAGCCGAGGUUGUCACUGUAGAGAAAGAAGUGGUGGAAGCUUGCGAGAAAAGUAAGCAGACGAGAUCACCGCGCUUCCAGUCACGAAGCAACACGCAGAAAGAAUCUGCACCUGUGACACUGGCAUCUAAGCGGUCGACAGGCGCUUCUACACUCGACAUACCAUCCGAUGAAACCUUGGCAUCUACGUUACUCAGUCCUACCGACACUCUGCGGAAAAGCGACAGCAGCGGUGGUGUGCUGCAUCGACGGCAGAAGUCUAUAGAUGCAGGAGAGGGCCUGUUGGAUGCUCUCGCUGAGAAGUCAGUUACGAAGAGGAAGGGUCGCAUUGCCCGCAGUAAAAGCAAGUACGGCACGCGCAUGUCGAUACGCAAAAGGACUGAACUGAAAUCGGGAUCGAAGGCGGAUCUCGUUGAUGCUCUAAAUGCCCUUUGAUAACACUGCUGUCUUGUGGGGAGAUCAAUGCCGAUCUACACUGCGCUGUAUCAAGUCAUCAAUAAAAAUUUCUCAC